AACGGUGUUAUACUGUAAGACACGGUCCAUUACUCUUAACCUAACCUCUACAAUUUUCGAAAAAAAUUAGCUUCCUUGUUUAUUUAUAGAUCCAAUUAUCCCUGUUUAUUGAUUCUCGAUCUCUCCAGAGAAAUCUAAAAUGGAUGACAAGACAAACGGAAACCUUAACAACAAUUUUAAUGGGGAAGAAUCGAGUCCUCUCUUGAGCAAGACUUUUCAAGAUGAAGACAAGAAACCACCCACCAAAGCUCCUAUUGCUGAUUCUCCGGUGGAGAAACCGGCGCCACCGCAGUUGGGUCAGCCUGAAUAUGGAUGGACGGCUAAUGGAUUGCCUUUGAGCCAUGGGAGCGUCGUUGGUGAGCCUAUGGGUCGUGCUCAGUGGCAUUCCAGCCUUGGUGCUUGUCUUGGUCGUAAUGAUGAGUUUUGUAGCAGCGAUCUUGAAGUUUGUCUUCUUGGAAGUGUUGCCCCCUGUGUGCUGUAUGGAAGCAAUGUUGAGAGACUCGGAUCUACCCCUGGAACCUUUACCAACCACUGCUUGCCUUACACUGGUCUUUAUUUGAUUGGUAAUUCAUUUUUUGGUUGGAACUGCCUUGCACCAUGGUUUUCAUAUCCUAGUCGCACGGCUAUGCGUCGAAGGUUUAACUUGGAGGGUAGCUGCGAGGCACUUAAUAGGUCAUGUGGUUGCUGCGGAAGCUGUGUGGAAGAUGAGAUGCAACGUGAACACUGUGAAUCAGCCUGUGAUUUUGCAACCCAUGUGUUCUGCCAUCUAUGUGCUCUAUGCCAGGAAGGCCGUGAGAUCCGUCGCAGGGUGCCUCAUCCAGGGUUCAAUGCUCAACCAGUCUUGGUUAUGAUCCCUCCUGGGGAGCAGGCUAUGGCCCGAGGCAUCUAGAUGCAAACUUUGUUGGCGUGGAAAACUGAUAUUGUCUAGAAAUAUAUAUAAUGCUGCGACAUUGUAAUACUUUUCUUUGUGAAAUUGUCUCGAUGACUCGUAUAGCAUUGGAAGACCUUUUAUUGGUAUCAUAAGUAACGGAGUGGUGUACAUGUAUACAUUGUUAACUAGAUAUAAUAUUUGUGGGUUUUUGCUGUA
Molecule: messenger RNA, 1087 nt
Organism: Mercurialis annua (annual mercury)
Lineage: Eukaryota; Viridiplantae; Streptophyta; Magnoliopsida; Malpighiales; Euphorbiaceae
Product: cell number regulator 8
Exons: 3
Coding region: 140-889 (249 amino acids)
Source: RefSeq, a predicted model, not a curated record